This is a messenger RNA of Haliotis rubra (blacklip abalone), 2851 nucleotides long. RefSeq names its product toll-like receptor 4. Gene Ontology annotation, biological process: toll-like receptor signaling pathway; immune response. Gene Ontology annotation, molecular function: transmembrane signaling receptor activity; protein binding. Gene Ontology annotation, cellular component: membrane. The record is from RefSeq and is a predicted model, not a curated record. NCBI's taxonomy places the organism in Eukaryota, Metazoa, Mollusca, Gastropoda, Lepetellida, Haliotidae. The coding region runs from base 1 to 1944 and encodes 647 amino acids. The transcript has a single exon.
AUGGACAUACUCCUCCUCAACUUCACAGAAAACCACCUGGGUGUUCUUUCCAGGGAGACUUUCACAAAUGUCACCGCUGUUCAAAUAUUGACGCUGAAAAACAACAAAAUUGCCUCGAUACAUGUGGACGCAUUCGAAUUGCUUCGUAACAUGACUUGUUUGGAUUUGUCUGGAAACAGUCUUUGUGAAGACAAGUUCUUAUUGUUGAAUAUGACCCGUGCUGUGGGGAAUACAAGAGUUCAGCUGCUUCUUCUAGAACGUAUUGGACUCAAUGAUACUUCUAUGGAACAGUUAAGACAUAUAGCGUCACAUGCAUUGAGGAGAGUUGUUAUCAGUGACAACACUAUUACCCACCUCGACCUAUCAAUAUUUGAAAAUAAUCCAAAUCUUACAGCUAUCUCAGCUGAAUAUUGUAAAAUUCAGUCGACGACUUUUAUACCGUUACCAUCUCUAACAGAGUUAAAUUUAAGGUAUAACUAUAUGAAGGAGAUUCCAGACUUCUGCAAACCCACCAAUCAAAGCAUUCCACGACUGGCGAGUCUCAACAUCGACCGUAAUAAAUUACAAUUACUUAACUCUAGCAAAUUUGAUUGCCUUAGAAACUUGAAGCAUCUGUUCAUUUCACGAAAUGAUUUACAAUAUAUUAAUCUAAAUACUUUUUCAACUCUACCCAAUCUGAUGGAAGUAUUCCUGCAGGUUAGUUUGGCUUGUAUCAGCAUGGAGGAAGAAAAACCUUAUCAACGAAUCCACGCCUAUUCAUUUAACAACAGUCGUCUGACCACCAUAGUUCUGCAGGGAUGUCAGCUGAAAUUCCACAUGGAUGUAAGCUCGCAUGCUUUUGCUGGCUGUUCAGGCCUUUUACACUUAGACCUCUCUGGCAACUACCUGGACCGGGUGACGGAAGACAACAUGAUUGUGUUAUUGGGCAAUUUGUCCAGUUUGAGAUCCCUAAAUCUCGCCAAAUGUGGAUUGCCAUCUAUUCCUAGAGUUAUAUCACAGAAACUUCACGGACUCCAACGUCUUAAUUUAUAUGAGAAUAAUAUAAACUAUGUGAGAGUGGACACCUUCAAAAAACUGACUCAGCUCAAACGGUUAUAUCUAAACGGUAACCGUUUUGUGUUUUUAAGUAAGGAUGCAUUCUUCAAAACAUUUUUGUCUCAGCUGGAAAUAUUUGAUCUUUCUGAGAACAGAAUAUCGUGUACUUGUGAGAAUCUCUGGUUCAUACAAUGGCUACAGGAGCGUGGCUCAAGCAACUCCUCUCCAAUACAUGGAAAACACUACACCUGUGCUAGUCCGUCUGACAUGCAAGGCCAACUGAUCACAAGUUCCCAGCUGUCCACACAGAGAUGUCUCAUUUCACCCCUGCUGUUUCCGUCUGUGGUGAUCAUGUCCGGUCUCAUCGUGCUCGCCAUACUUGUUAUCACGUUCAUCCACAGGUGGCGCUGGCGCUUACGCUACUGUAUCUACAUGCUUAGGUAUAAGAAGAGAAGACAUGGUGGCCAGGAGCGGAUGACCUUCGUCUAUGAUGCCUUUGUUAUGUACGCUGAUGCUGACUCUCUGUGGGUCAGGAGUCAGCUGAUGACUAAUAUCGAGACCACGCAAAGACUCACUCUGUGUAUUCACGAGAGAGAUUUUAUACCCGGACAAUAUAUUGUAGAUAACAUUGUAACUUCUAUGGAAAAGAGCAAUAAAGUUAUCCUUGUGCUGUCCAACAACUUUAGUGAAAGCCCUUGGUGUCAGUUUGAGUUGACUCUGGCCCAGAAACGUGCGAUGGAGCAGGACCAUGGGUACCUGGUGGUGAUUCGGCUGGAUGAGGUGCAUGACAGAAACAUGACGCCAUCACUGUAUGCUCUGCUGCAGACGACAACAUACGUGUCCUGGCCGACCGAAGAAGAUGACAGACCGCUGUUUUGGGACCGUAUUGGACGGUGUCUGCAGCAAUAAGUACCAUACUACUGUAAGUGCUAAGGUUUUCAAAACUGUGCAAAGGUUGGCAUAAGUAGGGAUUUCAUCUGUAGAUAUGUGGUGUUUCCAUAUUUUGGAUCUGACCGACGCUGUUGCGUUCCUUUGAUGGCAAGAUUCUAAUUUCGCUCUGAUUUCGUUUGGUUUUAUAGUACCAUACCUGCAUUCCUGACUUUCUUUUAUUCAGUAAUUUUUGACUUUCCUCACACAAGUGUUGCAUAAUUUUCCAAGUACGUACCCAAUAUAUGUUUUAUGUAUUUUUGAAUGGACUGUGUAUAGCCACCACAAGUGUAUUUCCUUUUAUCACAUAAUCAAGUAAAUCUGUAUAAAAUAGAAAACAUAAAUGCACUACAUGUAUGGCGCCGGCUCAUGCUUUAGUAAAGAAUGUUGUUGUAUUUCUCAACAUAUAUUUCAGACAGCAAUGCUGUAUGAUUUUUGAAGUGAGUCUGUUAUCGUUUGUCUCGGAGAACAAAACAGCCAGUGUUUCAUGGUCAGGUUCCAUGUGGACCUCCUGGUAUCCAGACCUAACAACGUUACCUAACAACAGUACCUGUAGGAUGAGGACAGGCUUAUUGCACAAAACGAAAUCAUGUCUGCGUUGACAUCAUAUCGUUUCCGCAUCUUAUUAAUUACUCCCCUGCUUUCUAAACCACGAAUUUAUCGAUGACAUCACCUGGGACAACGAUUAUCUUUUUAUUUGUGAAAUAAAUCCGUGUAGUAUAUACUGGUAUUUUGUAUACUCUACGGUGUACUUUGAGAAAGUCCUGCGCGAGAUUGUGUUAAACAAGACCAGCGUAUACUAUGAAUAUUUGUAAACGUAAUAGAUCAGGCUAUUGUCUGAUUGUUAUAGUUUUAAAUCCACCCCAUGUAAUGUUUAUAAUGAAUAAAG